Messenger RNA from Seminavis robusta, 2740 nucleotides. NCBI's taxonomy places the organism in Eukaryota, Bacillariophyta, Bacillariophyceae, Naviculales, Naviculaceae. The record is from the annotation of a GenBank genome assembly.
CAGCAGUACACGGUACAGUCGUACUGAUUCCGACCACGAGAGACCUGCAUGAUGGACCAUUUGGAUUGUCUUGGAGUCAGUGUCUUCCAUUUGAAGAAUGUGUUUCUCGAGCAAGAGGUUGGUGAGUCAACAGGAAGGACUUUUUCUAGAUCCUCCAAAAUCUAUGAAAUUGAAAAUCUAAAAGGUCCUCCUGGGGUCAUCCGAAGCAAAGGAGCCAACACUGUUUGCCCUUCUGAUGGGAAAUUGGGAGCUGCAUAUGUUCAUUGUCUACAAGGAGAGGACCAUGUUGGAGAGGCAACUCAUAUGCUCAGCUAUUCCUAGAAUUAUGCUGUUGGAGAUAUUGUGGAUACACUUUCUGAUUUUUGCCACCAACACAAACUAGAUCCGAAGAGAACGUAUAUCUGGAUUUGCUGCCUCUGCGUCAAUCAACACAGGGUAGUGGAAAAAUCCAAUUCUGGUGUCCUGGUCUCUACUGAUGAAUUUUUCUCCAUCUUUGGAGACCAAGUCAAAAGGAUUGGGCAUCUGUUGGCAAUGAUGGCUCCGUGGAAUGCGCCAGUGUUUAUCACUCGUGUCUGGUGCAUUUUUGAAAUCUUUACCGCCCACACAACAGAUGCCUGCAAGGUGGAUAUUGUCAUGCCACCCAAGGAAAAGCGAUCCUUAGAGCUGGAAGUCAUCAAUGAUGAUGGAGGUAUCAAUGCUCUCUACAAGACACUUGCCAAAACCAAAGUGGAAAAUGCCAACGCAUCCGUCGAGAGUGACAGGCUGGCUAUCCUGGACUGGGUAGAGUCAGAUGUUGGGUGUUCCACACUGAACCAUCAAGUAAAUGACUUGUUGCGACAAUGGAUGCUGGCUGUCCUUACAGAGUUGGUGGAGACCAGAGAAAACACAAAUGAUGAGGACUAUGCAGACUUUUGUAACCAAGUUGGGGUUAUCUUAAAGACAAAUGGAGAAUACGGUGCAGCCAUGAAACUGCACCAGACUGCUCGGACAAUUUGUGAAACUGUGUUGGGCAAGGAUCAUAAAGAAACAGCAACCACCUACAGCAACAUUGGUUCUGUAUUGUUUGAGCUGGGUGACUAUGAAGGUGCUUUAUCAAAGUAUGAGGAAGCUCUUGCCAUACGAUUUUCGGCAUUCGGCAAGAAUCAUCCCUCAGUGGCAACCUCUUACGGCAAUAUAGGUUGUGCCCUGCUAGGAAUCGGUGACUACGAUGGUGCUUUGUCAAAGCACAAGGAAUGUUUUGCCAUUCAAUUGUCAGCAUUGGGCAGGAAUCAUCCUGAUGUAGCAGACACCUACGGCAGCAUUGGAUCUGUACUGGAAAGUAUGGGUGACAACAAAGGUGCUCUGUCAAAAUAUGAGGAAGCGCUUUCCAUUUAUUUGUCAGUAUUGGGCGAGGAUCAUCCUGGUGUGGCGGACAUCUACUGCAGCAUUGGAUCUGUGCUGGAAAGUAUGGGUGACUGCGAUGGUGCUUUUGCAAAGCACAAGGAAGCUCUUGCUAUUAGACUGUCAUCAUUGGGCAAAAAUCAUCCUGAUGUGGCAGAAACAUACGGCUACAUUGGUUCUGUGCUGGAAAAGAUGGGUGACUAUGAAGGUGCCUUGGCAAAGCACAAGAAGGCUCUUGUCAUUAGUUUGUCAGCAUUGGGCAAGAAUCAUCCCUUCGUGGCGGACACCUACUUGAGCAUUGGAUCUGUGCUGGAAAGUAUGGGUGACUGUGAUGGUGCUUUUGCAAAGUACGAGAAAUGCCUUGCCAUUGAACUGUCAGCAUUAGGCAAGAAUCAUCCUGAUGUGGCAGAAACCUACCGCUACAUUGGUUCUGUGCUGGAAAAGAUGGGUGACUAUGAAGAUGCUAUGGCAAAGCACAAGGAAGCUCUUGCCAUUAGAAUGUCAGCAUUGGGAAAGGACCAUUCUGAUGUGGCUAAAACCUACAAUAGCAUUGGGGUUGCUCAAAAGAAAAUGUCAACCCCAAAAGACACAGCAACCCAACCCAACCGCAAACUUAGGACACGCCUCGGCUCGAGAAGAAGAAGCAUCAAGGCCGUAGGUGAAGGUUGCAUUGGUAAUACCAGUACAAUCUGUACAUGAAGAGGUACUAAAAUCCAAUUCAGAGUUUGAAUUCGAUUUUGAUUCGAAAAGAAUCGAACCCAUCAGUCCCGUACCGUUAACCCUAAAAGCAUCAGCCCCGAAGGGGCAAACACACCACACAAAACAAAGUAUGAGGGGGGUUUUAGAGUGGGUAGAUUAUCUACGUAAGCCAGCCGGGGCCAGGCUUAAGCAAAGAAGAGUCGAAAUUCAGGACUAUGGUCCGUGGGAUCUGGGGCGAGAAAUUGAGGACACAAAAACAGGCUGAAGCUACUGCUGUUCUCCAACGGCUCUCCCAGCUUUUGGCUCACAAGUGGUCCAAGCCCUACUCUGGUCCGCUCCUUCGUUUCUGCCAGGUUGAGCAUUGCUCUCGCCCGGGCUGCCACGAUGUGCCUCAGAGACAGUCGUGUCCCAGCUCUCAAGCUUUCGAAGCGUUGGGAUGACCGAGGCGCUCUUGAUCUCUUCCGCUAGUCUUCCUCCCUUGACCCCCCCUGCCCUCCUCCCGUGCCCCCACUCCUUCCUUGGUCUUGAUGUUGCCCUGCUUGUGCACUCAAUUGCUCGGCUUGCGUUCCUGCAUCCUGCUCCUCGCCCUGCACCCCUUCCUCACCCUAGUUCCCUCUAAGCCAUAGUAACCACUCUAUUAUAUAAAAACAGGUGGACAAGA